Molecule: messenger RNA, 1060 nt
Organism: Scophthalmus maximus (turbot)
Lineage: Eukaryota; Metazoa; Chordata; Actinopteri; Pleuronectiformes; Scophthalmidae
Product: flavin reductase (NADPH)
Exons: 5
Coding region: 157-816 (219 amino acids)
Source: RefSeq, a predicted model, not a curated record
AACCGCUGCUUUACAAACACACCCGACCGCUGUGGCUCUUGAACGCCUCCUUACGGACGUUACAUGGCGACGGGAGGGAACCGCCCAGCAGUAACUUUAAGAGGUCGGAGCGCUCAACACAUCGUCUGACUGAGGUCUGUGUCUCAGAGUCUGAGGAUGAAGAUCGCCGUGCUGGGAGCCACUGGGCAGACGGGUCAGUAUCUGGUCAACCAGGCGCUGCAGCAGGGUCACACGGUCACCGCCGUCGUCAGGAACCCGGCCAAACUCACCAUACAUCAUGAUAAUCUCAAGGUGGUGGAAGCUGAUAUUUUCUCAGAAGACAGUCUGAGGACGCAUUUCAAAGGACAGGAUGUGAUCAUGUCGUGCCUCGGCUUCCCGGCCUCCAUCUUCUCGGCGGUGACGGGCUACACUCUGUCCAUGAAGGCUGUGAUCGGCGCCAUGCGGGAGGCCCGGGUCAACAGGGUCAUCACCAUGACCUCCUGGUACACUCAGCCCGACUCCGGAACGCACUCACCGUACCUCAUCCGCUUCCUCCUGCUGCCGAUGAUCCGGAGCGUCCUCACCAACAUGUAUGAGAUGGAGCAGUUUCUGCAGAAGACUGAGGACAUCACCUGGACUGUGGUCCGCCCACCUGGCCUCAAGAACCUGCCGGCCUCAGCUCAAGAGUUUCUGACCGACGAGGGAUACUUUGUGCCCCACGACAGCGGUCAGCCUGCAGGCGGCGCGGUGGGAAGAGGCGACGUGGCUCGCUUCAUGCUCUCCCUAGUCAGCAGCAACGCCUGGGUCAAGAGGGGAGUCGCCAUCACGACCAAAUGAGGAAAAGGUGCCAUCGAUAAAGGGUCGGUUGAGCUCAAGCACCAAAAACCCCCUUUGCUCACAAUUCGCGAUCAGAAUCUGUUCGUGAACAGAGAAAAAUUGAUGUUUCUUGAUGUUCAAAACAUUGACACAACUGAUUAUUUUCUCAAUUAAUCUAUUAAUAUUUUUUUUUUUUGUUUGUUUUUUUAUUUGGAUGUACUGGCCUUUUAAAUAAAUCUGUCUGCUUCAACAGUCUCCUAUUAGA